Molecule: messenger RNA, 1275 nt
Organism: Meloidogyne enterolobii
Lineage: Eukaryota; Metazoa; Nematoda; Chromadorea; Rhabditida; Meloidogynidae
Source: the annotation of a GenBank genome assembly
AUGUAUUUACUUAAAAAACGGGAGAAAAUAAGGGAUCGUUGUAGUCUUGUAAUUAAAUUACAAACUGCAGGCUUAUUGUUAGAAUUAAAACUUUAUUUAACCAAAUUUUCAGACUCUCCCCCACCUUUAUCACAUCAUCAACGACAACAACAACCAAAAUCUACUACUACCCCAUUUCAUUUACCUCGACGUCCUUUUCUUCCUACACCAUUUAUUGCUUGGCCACCAGUGCCAAUUUCACCAAUAAAGCAUUCAUUAUCCUCCUCUCCUCGUCGAAAUAAAACAUCGCCUUUAAAUAAGCAGCAACAUUCCCCUCUCCGCCAAUUAUUACACGCUUCAUUGAAAGCUCGAAACAUCCUCUUAUCUCAAAAGUCGGGCACUAGCGGUGGUGAAUACUCAAGGUUUCCAGAAUCUGAAGAAGGUGGUGAUUCGGUAGAAGAAGAACAGCCGUCAACGUCAACUAGAAGGGCGACUAAGACUCGACAACCUCAACCCCAACAAAGACAAAUAUUGCAACAACGUAUACGACAUAGAUCUCGAAGCAUUUCUUUACGUCCUCUACCUUUAGUUUGUCCUUUGAUUUUUCAUUCCUCAUUUUUGGAGGCACACCAAUCCCAACAAAUGUGCACUUACAAACUUGAUGUUAUCCUCCAAAUGCCUGAACUGCCUUUGGAAGAGGCAGAAAAAUACGCCUGGAAUUCAGAAGAUCAUUCAGUCAAUGUUUAUGUCAAGCCUGAUGAUAAAUUAACAAUGCAUAGGCAUCCGGUUGCUCAAAGUUCGGAUGCUAUUAGGGCAAAAAUUGGAUUCUCCCGUGGUUUUCACGUUUGGCAAAUAAUUUGGCCCGUCCAUCAAAGAGGAACACACGCAGCAAUAGGGGUAGUAACAAAAAAGGCUUCUUUACGUGUUGCCGGGUAUUCCUCACUUAUUGGGAACGAUGAAGAGGGUUAUGGUUGGAAUAUUGUUGAUAAUAAAUGCUACCACGAUUCUGCUAACACAAAAGGAUGGGUUUAUCCAAUGCAACCACUUCAAAUAUCCAACGGUCAACGAGACCAGCAACAAAUUACCUCAUUCCAAACACCAGAAAAAAUUUAUUGUAUUUUGGAUAUGGAUGAAGGAAAAAUGUCUUUCGCUACAGAUUCAUCAUUUUUAGGAACUGCAUUUUGUGGAUUAAAAGGAAAAAAGUUAUACCCAGCAGUUAGCGCAGUAUGGGGACAUUGUGAAGUUACAAUUCGAUAUAUUGGAGGACUUGAUCGUGAGAUACUAAUUAUUUUUUAG